This is a messenger RNA of Harmonia axyridis, 5838 nucleotides long. It is a transcript of the gene Meltrin, whose product is annotated as disintegrin and metalloproteinase domain-containing protein 12. Gene Ontology annotation, biological process: membrane protein ectodomain proteolysis. NCBI's taxonomy places the organism in Eukaryota, Metazoa, Arthropoda, Insecta, Coleoptera, Coccinellidae. Gene Ontology annotation, molecular function: metalloendopeptidase activity. The record is from RefSeq and is a predicted model, not a curated record. The transcript has 14 exons. Bases 219 to 4616 code for a protein of 1465 amino acids.
CCGAACGAAGGUUGAUGUCUGUUGGGCAAACCGAGAGGCACGAAGAAUUGAAUGUAGGAUUAGGCCAGAUGUUUUGAUGUUUGUCAACUAGGUAGUGAGAGCUGCGAUCAUUUAUGAUAAAUAUUAUGAAAAACGUUAAAAAACGGGCGAAUCAUUAGACGUCGAGUUUGUUUUCUGUUAAGUUCGUUGAAAAUGAGUUAGGACUAGAUAAUUAAACAAUGGAUUGGUUCAAAAGUGAAGUAUAUCUUCUUUUAUUGUGUGUGUCUAGUGUUUAUAAUGAGGAUAUCCAAUCUUUUAUCAAAGAAGAUUUUUCACAUCCUACACUCGAUUUCCACCAACAUUCGAUAGUUGAGCCAAUUUUGUACCAUGGACGACACAAAAGAAGGAUACACACAACAAAAGAAUCGGAUGGUCUGCAUGCCGAGCAUCUGCUAAUAAAGUUGAAAAUUUUAGACGAAAUUUUUUUACUAGAUCUCGUACUGAAUAAGCAGUUGCUUUCAGAUGGGUUCUUCCAUAGGUAUCAGGCCAAUGGUACUGAUAUGGUCCACAAACACAACAACAAGGACGUGGACCUUUGCGAUUACCACGGUAAGGUUAGGGGCAAGCCUGGAUCCUGGGCAGCAAUUUCGACAUGCGAUGGUCUAGAUGGCGUGAUAUACGAUGGCAGUGAACUACAUUACGUUUCAAGGCACAGGGAUAGUCAGGAAGCAAGUACGGGCAACAUGGCCAGUAAACAUUUUUUGUACAGCCACUCUAAUUUAGCGGAAAACAAUAAAACUUGCGGGUACAAGGGUAGGAAUGAGGAAGACCAUCACCACAAGCCAAUUCUCAGGUACAAAAGAGAUGUAGAUCAUAGUGAACUGAUUCGCGGACCUUACAAUGCAAAUAAGGAAUCAAAAUAUGUAGAAUUAGUUCUAGUCAUCGACAAUAGGGAAUAUAAGGAAUUGGGAGAGAGUAGACAAAGAGUUAUACAACAUUGUAAAACUAUUGCCAACAUUAUAAAUGGACUGUAUUCUCCGCUCAAUAUUUUCAUAGCUCUAGUAGGUGUAGUUAUAUGGACAGAAAGGGAUGAAAUAAGUUUUUCCAGAGAUGGGGACACAACACUUACAAAUUUUUUACAUUAUAGACGAGAAAAACUUAUUAAGGACCAUCCCAAUGACAAUGCACAAUUAUUAAGUAAGUUCAGUUUCGACAAUGGAGUCGUAGGAAAAGCACUCAAAGGUCCAAUUUGUACAUACGAAUACUCAGGAGGUGUAAAUACUGACCACUCCCCUGUCAUCGGACUUGUGGCCACAACAAUAGCACAUGAAAUGGGGCACAAUUUUGGUAUGGAACACGAUACUAAUGACUGCCAGUGUCCCGAUUCCCGUUGCAUAAUGGCCCCAAGUAGUUCGGCUGAAGCCCCGACCCACUGGUCAUCUUGCAGUUUGAACUACCUUCUCUUAGCGUUCACCCAUGGUAUGGAUUAUUGUUUGAAAAACAAGCCACAAGCAUUGUUCGACAGUCCUGUUUGUGGCAAUGGGUUCGUUGAGCCUGGUGAACAGUGCGAUUGUGGACUGCCCGAACACUGCGAAAACACUUGCUGCAAUGCGACAACUUGCAUGCUUUACUCAAAUGCUAGUUGUGCAACUGGAGAAUGCUGUGAUUUAUCGACUUGCAUGCCAAAAAAUGCAGGAGUUUUAUGUAGAUCUGCAGACUACGAAUGUGAUUUGCCAGAAUACUGCACAGGACAGUCAGAAUUCUGUCCACCUGAUGUUUAUAAAGUGGACACUGAAGUUUGUGACAAUGGAAAGGCCUAUUGUUAUCAUGGAUUCUGUAGGACAAGAACAGACCAAUGCAGAUUACUUUGGGGUGAAACUGGCAAGUCGAGCGAUGAACAGUGCUAUAAAAUGAAUACCAAAGGGACCAGACAUGGCAAUUGCGGCUACAAUAAGUUCAACAAAUCCUUCACCAAGUGUCAAAACGAGAGUGUAUUAUGUGGCAUGCUGCACUGUAAACAUCUCAACGAACGUCUCGAGUUUGGAAUGGAGACGGUGGCUAUCUUAUCUCAAAGUUUCAUCAAUUCUAAGGGUACGAUAAUACCUUGUCGGAAUGCAAUUGUGGAUUUGGGAAUCAAUCAGAUAGAUCCUGGAUUGGCGCCAGAUGGAGCAUCUUGUGGAGAUGGAAAAAUGUGUGUGAACCAAAAAUGCAUGAGGGUAGAAAGCUUGAGGAAGGAGUGGCUAACCUGUCCGAACGAUUGCAACAACAAUGGCUGGUGUAACAACUUGGGACAUUGCCACUGCAAACAAGGUUUUGCACCACCCGAUUGCGAAUAUCCUGGCCCUGGAGGAUCUGAAGAUAGCGGUCCUGCCAGUGAUCCAAAUAGAAAUCAAGUCUACGUUCAACUAAUGUUUAUCGUCUUUCUGGGCAUUAUACCGGCUAUAGCUCUUUGCGCGUUCAUCUACUAUUAUCUAAAGAGAAAUAGUGUCUAUGGAAGCCAUAUGAAGAGCCUCCCCUCAAUAUCUUCAUCGCGUCAGUUGAAAACCGUGGAAGAUGGGAACGGUGGCAAAGGUUUUAUGGACCCGACUAAAAGGGGAGAAGACAACCAUUCUCUUCUACAAGGGGAUUCGUCCACCCCCGUAGGUUUUCAGAUAGGUUUCUUCGGACAUUUCAAAAUUUCUAUAAAUCCCGCAAAAUUAGACACCAAUAAGCGAAGGGUACUUCGACCACCUCCUCCGUUACCAGCCGGACCAUCAUUGACCGAGGUGAACUUGAACACCAGCAUUGAACCUAUAAGACCUGCGCCAAUGCCACCUAGUACUUUCCAAAAAGAGAUCGAACCUGUUAGGAUCGCCCCACCUCCACCAGUGGUUUCUGUAGCUGCGAAUUCUCCCCCUCAAAAUGUCACCUCGAUCACGCAAAACAGUACUUUAUAUCCCACCCCUCAAACUAAUACUGCAUCGUCGGUAAAUACGCUUAGAUCCAAUUUUUUCAAUAAACCGCUUCGAGCUCCUUCUUUCAAGAAGAAUCCCAUCGUUAACAUCGUGAAUCAAACGGAUACAGCGCCUACUUUGCCUCCUCCGAACCCUAACCACUCAGCUAGGCCGAUUAUCUCAUCGCCAGUUCUUGAAAGUUCUACCUCAACUGCGAAGGAACUUAUGUCACCUCCUCGUAAAACACCAGUGAUACCUGUACAGCCACAAGUGUUAAAAGUUGAACCAAGCGUGCAGAUUAAGAGUAACGAUGUUGUGGACACUGUUUCACCAAUUAUACCCACAAAUACCGUAACAUUCCCCAGUACCAACACUUUGAAGAAGGCUCCUAAAGAGAACGCUAUUUCCUUAAAUAGAAUUACAUCUUUCUUGAAGCCUACCGACAAAAAACCAACUUUACAACACAAACCGUCUCAAAUCAAAGCGAAUAAAAUAGAUAGGAAUCAACUUCGGACUAUGGAAAUAUCCAAUCCCAUACCCCAAUCUACAAUAGAUGUACCCCAAACUGCCGUUCCAGCAAAUUCACAAACAACACAGGCUGUGGUGAUGCGUUCUAAAAGCAUGAGAAGUGGAGAUGUAAAAAAGAGACCUGCUAUCCAAACUUUUGGUUCUAUGCGUCAACCACCUGGUUUUAAAAGACCUGUUAGUAUACCGUGUGGAGUUAGACCAAAAAUACCCCCACCUCCUAGACCACCAGCUUUCAGUCAGAAUGAGUAUGACGAUUGUUUGAACAAAGAAGAUAGGUUGGACAGUCCGCCCAGUACAGAUAAUAUUUACGCUGUUAUAGAAGAAUCUCCCACCAAAAGUCCAGAAACGACAAAUGCUAACGAUUCAUUGGGACUACUGGGUGAAAUAGUCUCCGAAAUAAAGAAUAGAAAUUUCGAUUCUAUUUACUCAACUUCUACUUUAGCCAGGAAGAAAAAAGAAGAAGAAGAAAUGAAAAUGAAAGAAGUCAAUACAGAUAGUAUUUCUACUGAUAUUGAGAACACUUACAGUAACAUGGGUAACAUGAAAUCUAGUGCCAGUUCUACAUCUAGCGGAUAUAUUCAACCUAAUACCCAAAUUUCAGCUGGUUACGUUCAGCCUUCAACGUUACACAAACCAGUUGAAAUAAGUAGUGUGAAUGAAUUGAAAGAAGUUAAAGACGCAAAAUCAGAAAUACCGCCGAAGGUAUUAAAAAAAAAUAAUUCUAAAGAUAAACUGUUAGGUGAAACUAACAAUAAACCUAAGCAAAAAGAAACACCAACAAACAAACAAACUACUCCAGUAAAUUUAAGGAGUAGAAAGCCAUCGCCAAGUGGUGCUAGAAAUAGACUGACCAACAACAGUCCUGAUUUAGUUACUAGCUGUAACUCUAAGUCGAAUAAACCACCUGAUGUGCUAAAUCGAGCUAGUAGUACUCAAAAAAAACCUACAGUUAGUGUAAAACCCAAUGUAAAUAGUACUCCUAAGACUGCUUCAAAAGUUGGUACUAAACCUGUUCCGGGUAGGGUUUUACCAACAAAAAAAUCAAGUGACGAUCUUAAAGCAGACAGUAAGAAAACAGACACGUCUUCGGGAAAAGAUUCCAAAACAGCGAUUAAAAAUUUGCCAAAUCGUAGUAGUUCUAGGGUUGCUGCGUUGCAACAAAAAUUUCAACAAUAAUACACAAUAUUCACAGGGUGACUUAGCUUCAAAUCAAACUCGAAUUAUAAACUUACAAAUCACUUCUAGUGUUCAAAUUUUUUAAAAUACUUUAUGAUAAAACCAAAAUCAUAUUGAAUUUGGAAAUUGUGUUAGUUAAUUAUUCGAAGGAUUCCGCUUUUUAUAAUACAGGAUUUUUCUUUAAGUGAAAAUUAGAUAGUACAUUUUUUUGAGAACUAAUCUCGAAUUAUUGUUCUUUCGUCGAAUAUAUAACUACGGCACCUCAGACCCGAGGUAUAAAUUUAUACAGUGAUAAAAAAUUCGUCCAAGAAUUGUUUUCUACAUUCAAGACAUCACAUUUUCAUUGUUCAUUUACAUUUAAUUUUUUCUCAUACUUGAUUUUGCAAGAUUUUGACGAAGUGUUAUUGUAGUUUAUUAUUAUUUGACUUGAAAGGAGCAGAAGGCUGGCCUUCAUAUAUAUUUUCUUCAUAUUGAAAAAGUGUCCUAAAAUAUGUAGGACUAACAUAAUUUUGACCAUGCCUUUCAAAAAAACUGUGAUAUCUUUUUUGAACUAUAUUUCGAUAACUUGUUGUAAGAAGCAUCUAACAUUUCAUCAAAAUCUUGAAUGAAGUUCUAGACAAUGUACUGAUAACCAGAUGAGCAUUUUAAUAAACAUUGUUGUGGAAAUGCUCAAAAUCUCCAUUUCAUUUCCAUUUUUCAAAAAAAUGCAUUUAAUAUACAUGAAAUUUGUAUAAGGGCCCUAUUUUUCUCUACCCAUUUUUCUUUUUUGUAAUGGCAGCUGUGAUUCGAGAGAUUUGUUUGGAAACUGAAUUAAUUAAAUUUUAUGUAUUAUUAUGGAUUUUAUUGAGAUUAUGGGUAGUAUUAUAUUCUUAUACUCUAUAAUGUAACUAUUACAAUUCAAAUAGCUCGAUUGAAAGACAUACAUAUUUCACAAAUCGUGUCCCACUUAUGGCAAUUUUUAGUGAAUUUCGAAAGCUGUGGUUUUGUUUUCCUUUCAUACUAGUUUUGAUUCUAGAUACAUUUAUUUGUUUAUUUUGAAAGACAAUCAAAAUGGUCGUAUUAUUCUUAAGAAUGUACAUUCAUAUUAUAAAUAUAGAAUUAACUGUUCGAAACUUUUUUGUAUAUAAAAACCAAAGAAUUAGUUUCUCAUGUGAAUAAGUACGUUAUUUCAUUAUAAACAUUUGUAAAACAUAAUUUAAAUGAAUAUAUAUUUAUUGCAAAA